AUGGAAACAGCCAGCAACACUUCUUCCGCGAAACUCCAAGGUCUUCACGAAUAUGAGUCAAAAGAUUAUGCCCAGCCUGACAUCAUGAAUCACACUUUUGAGCUUCUGUCUAACCUUCACAAGUUGCUUCCAAAUCAUCUGGUGGAAGCACUUCAUUCCUACAGGAGCAAGGAGGAUAAAAUCAAAUGUGAGGCUCCUGAACUCUCCGCCUUAGAAAAGAUCUUAGCAAGACAUCAGAUGCCAAAAGAGAUUAGUUUGACUCCAAAGCCAAGCAGAAUGCCCUCAUGGAGAAGAAAAAAUGUCAGCAAUUUGAAUGACAGUUGGAAGAAAUGCCAUUUGUUAAGGGAUCCGCCCAUGCACACCAUCAUUGUCAGGUAG
This is a messenger RNA of Nannospalax galili (Upper Galilee mountains blind mole rat), 378 nucleotides long. It is a transcript of the gene CUNH6orf201, whose product is annotated as chromosome unknown C6orf201 homolog. The record is from RefSeq and is a predicted model, not a curated record. Lineage: Eukaryota; Metazoa; Chordata; Mammalia; Rodentia; Spalacidae. Bases 1 to 378 code for a protein of 125 amino acids. The transcript has 2 exons.